AUGUCUCACCAACAUCAGCAACACUGUAAGCAAACCUGCCUGCCACCACCAAUGUGUCCACCCCAGUGCCCGGACCCGUGCCCCCCACCGAAAUGCCCAGAGCCGUAUCCUCCACUCAAGUGCCAGGAGCCAUGCCCUCCACCCAAGGGCCCCGAGACGUACCCUCCGCCUAAGUGCUCGCCUAUGCAGAAGUACAACUGA
Molecule: messenger RNA, 201 nt
Organism: Caretta caretta (loggerhead turtle)
Lineage: Eukaryota; Metazoa; Chordata; Testudines; Cheloniidae
Source: RefSeq, a predicted model, not a curated record